Messenger RNA from Chiloscyllium plagiosum (whitespotted bambooshark), 2549 nucleotides. Its product is annotated as heat shock protein HSP 90-alpha. Gene Ontology annotation, molecular function: ATP-dependent protein folding chaperone; ATP binding; ATP hydrolysis activity. NCBI's taxonomy places the organism in Eukaryota, Metazoa, Chordata, Chondrichthyes, Orectolobiformes, Hemiscylliidae. The record is from RefSeq and is a predicted model, not a curated record. Gene Ontology annotation, biological process: protein folding.
UCGAACUUCGAUUCUGGCGAAGACGAGGCGCCAUAUAAAAACCGGUUCGCCGCCUUUUCUGCCCGCAUUACCUAAGGUGCGAGCUGUAGUAGAGAUUGUGCUACUUUUUCUUUGUUAAAAGAAUCGCGGAACGAGAGAGUGUUUAAGGAAGAUGCCUGAAGAAAUUCCAGCAACCACGCAGGAUGCGCCGAUGGAGGAAGAAACUGAGACUUUCGCCUUUCAGGCGGAAAUUGCUCAGUUGAUGUCUCUGAUCAUUAAUACAUUUUAUUCCAACAAAGAAAUAUUUCUGAGAGAACUUAUUUCUAAUUCCUCUGAUGCUCUCGAUAAAAUUCGCUAUGAAAGCUUAACUGAUCCAAGCAAGCUGGAUUCUGGCAAAGAAUUGAAGAUUGACAUUGUUCCAAAUCAAAAGGAACACACUUUGACUAUUCGCGAUACUGGUAUUGGAAUGACCAAAGCUGACCUUAUUAACAAUCUAGGUACCAUUGCCAAGUCUGGAACAAAAGCAUUCAUGGAGGCCUUGCAAGCUGGUGCAGACAUAUCAAUGAUUGGACAGUUUGGUGUAGGCUUCUAUUCUGCUUACCUAGUUGCAGAAAAAGUAACAGUCAUCACUAAACACAAUGAUGAUGAUCAGUACGUGUGGGAAUCAUCUGCUGGAGGGUCAUUCACAGUAAGAUUAGAUCAUGGUGAAGAUAUUGGCCGUGGAACCAAAGUAAUCUUGCACUUGAAGGAAGAUCAGAUGGAAUAUAUAGAAGAAAAGAGAAUCAAAGAAAUUGUCAAGAAACACUCCCAGUUCAUUGGCUACCCUAUCACUUUAUUUGUGGAGAAGGAGCGUGAUAAAGAAAUCAGUGAUGAUGAAGGGGAAGAAAAAGAAAAGAAAGAGGAUGAAACUGCAGAAGAAGAAGACAAGCCAAAAAUUGAAGAUGUUGGAUCAGAUGAAGAAGAAGAUGAAAAGAAAGAAGGUGACAAAAAGAAAAAGAAGAAAAUUAAGGAAAAAUAUAUAGAUCAAGAAGAAUUGAACAAGACCAAACCCAUUUGGACAAGAAAUCCUGAAGACAUUAGUAAUGAAGAAUAUGGGGAAUUCUACAAGAGUCUGACAAACGAUUGGGAGGAGCAUUUGGCAGUAAAACACUUUUCUGUUGAAGGCCAGCUGGAGUUUAGAGCAUUGCUUUUUGCUCCAAGACGUGCGCCAUUUGAUCUCUUUGAAAACAGAAAAAAGAAAAACAACAUUAAGUUGUAUGUGCGCAGAGUCUUCAUCAUGGAUAAUUGUGAAGAGCUAAUUCCAGAAUAUCUCAAUUUUAUCAAAGGAGUAGUAGAUUCAGAAGAUCUGCCCCUUAAUAUUUCCCGAGAGAUGUUGCAGCAGAGCAAGAUUCUGAAAGUAAUUCGUAAAAACCUGGUCAAGAAAUGCUUGGAGCUCUUCACGGAAUUGUCAGAGGACAAAGAAAACUACAAGAAGCUAUAUGAACAAUUCUCCAAAAACCUCAAGCUUGGAAUCCAUGAGGACUCUCAAAAUCGCAAGAAACUUUCCGAGUUGCUCCGGUAUCACACUUCAGUGAGUGGUGAUGAAAUGGUAUCUCUGAAAGAUUAUGUCUCCCGUAUGAAAGACAACCAGAAACACAUCUAUUAUAUAACUGGUGAAACAAAGGAUCAAGUAGCUAACUCUGCUUUUGUGGAGAGGCUAAGAAAACAUGGAUUGGAGGUGAUUUACAUGACUGAGCCAAUUGACGAAUACUGUGUGCAGCAGCUCAAAGAAUUUGAUGGGAAAACUCUUGUCUCUGUAACAAAGGAAGGUUUGGAGCUUCCAGAAGAUGAAGAGGAGAAAAAGAAGCAGGAAGAAAAGAAGGCAAACUUUGAGAAUCUGUGCAAGAUAAUGAAGGACAUCUUGGAGAAGAAAAUUGAGAAAGUAACUGUUUCCAAUCGCUUAGUUGCCUCUCCAUGUUGCAUUGUGACCAGUACUUACGGAUGGACUGCCAACAUGGAACGAAUCAUGAAGGCUCAGGCACUUCGUGAUAACUCUACAAUGGGUUACAUGGCAGCUAAGAAACACUUGGAAAUAAAUCCUGAUCAUCCAAUUGUUGAAACACUACGGCAGAAAGCAGAAGCUGACAAAAAUGACAAGUCAGUAAAGGACCUGGUCAUUCUUCUUUUUGAGACUGCCCUGCUGUCCUCUGGCUUUUCAUUAGAAGAUCCACAGACUCAUGCUAAUCGCAUCUACAGGAUGAUUAAGCUUGGUCUUGGUAUUGAUGAGGAAGAUCCUGUCAUGGAGGAUGCAGGUCCAACAAAUACAGAAGAGAUGCCUCCACUGGAAGGGGAUGAUGAUGAUACAUCACGAAUGGAAGAAGUUGACUGAACAAAAUACAGGCAGCACUGAGAUAUAUUUCAUUCGUCCUUAAGAGCUGUUGCAGUCACUGUUUAAAACUAUAAUGGACCACUGUAACAGUAUCACACUUCUGUGAAGCAUAGUUGAUGCUGCAUUUUUCUGUAAUAUUCAGUACUAGUAAACAAGUGACAAUUGAGCAUAUGUUGAAAAAUAAACAUUUAGUUUAAAUUCC